This is a messenger RNA of Aspergillus sclerotioniger CBS 115572, 372 nucleotides long. RefSeq lists its product as uncharacterized. The record is from RefSeq and is a predicted model, not a curated record. The transcript is spliced from 3 exons. NCBI's taxonomy places the organism in Eukaryota, Fungi, Ascomycota, Eurotiomycetes, Eurotiales, Aspergillaceae. Bases 1 to 372 code for a protein of 123 amino acids.
AUGUCUCUCAACGCUGUCCGCAGCUUUUCGAGUACCACCAAAAAGAACCUUCUCAAGCUUAUUGGAAAGGUGACCUUCGAGGACGUCCGGACGUUGAACAGCCCUGACGGCGAAAGAUGGGUCUCUUCCGUGCACAAGAUCCGGGACGAGGUGGAAGACUUGUAUGACAGUGUUACCGAAUAUGAAAUCCAGGGUGGCAAAGCCCACAAGUCAAAGAAGGACCCGGCAGACCCGGAUGAUGUCAUCACUGUAGGUUUCUAUAGCAAGAGCGGCACGCGAUUGCUCAGUGGGCAUGUUCAUGCAAACGGAUCUUACAAGCUAGCCGAGAGCCGUGCAGGAAGGGGCAAGGGUAAAAGCCAGGGCAAAGAUUGA